Paramecium octaurelia is the source of this 439-nucleotide messenger RNA. Lineage: Eukaryota; Ciliophora; Oligohymenophorea; Peniculida; Parameciidae. The record is from the annotation of a GenBank genome assembly.
AAUGUCAUUUUUCAAAUUUGUAUUUGGAAUAAAUUUCUCAAGCUGUUGUAUCCUGUAUUAAUAUUUAAAUAUAAGUGCAAAUACAUAAAUCAAAAAUAAUUUGUGAUAUAUUUUUAAUUUGAUUUUAGGUUUAUAAUGACUUAUUAUUUGUGCACAUUUAAGGCAAUUAAAGUCUAAUAUAUUUUUUUGUAUAUUCCAAAUCCCACGUGAACUUACUAUUUUAAUCAUAAGACUAACCAAUUCCUCAUAAUGAUCAGUUUUUCUGCCCCAUCCGUAUUUAAAAUCUACAAUUUGAUAGCUCUAGUGACCAACACAGAUUUUUAAUAGGAAAGGUCAAUGAAUUAACACAAAAUAGACUUAUAUGCGACAUAUGAUGAUCAUCUGUCUCUCCAGUACUUAAACGAUUUUCUUUUAUGAUAUUUAAAUACAUUAUACAUUU